Messenger RNA from Trichoplusia ni (cabbage looper), 2152 nucleotides. Its product is annotated as EF-hand domain-containing family member B-like. The transcript has a single exon. The coding region runs from base 455 to 2014 and encodes 519 amino acids. The record is from RefSeq and is a predicted model, not a curated record. Lineage: Eukaryota; Metazoa; Arthropoda; Insecta; Lepidoptera; Noctuidae.
AUUUUUAACAAAAUUAACUUCAAUUUUACUUUUACAUAAAAUGAAUCUUUGGUUUAGUGGGUAUAUUCCCUUAUUAUUUUAUUAAAUUUAUUUAUUUAGCCAAAUAAGGUAUUUCUACUAUAUUAGCUAUGCUUUACAAAGUAAUGCUUCAGGACUAAUUCAAAAUGCAAAGCGUUUGAAUCAGAGGUCUGUAUUUAAAAAAUGUGAUAUGCUAUUUAAAUAUAUUCAAAACUAACAGACUACUUACUGCCCGAAGUAUUAAAAAUAAAAAAUAAAUCGGAUAUAAAAGGGCGUAACACCCCAAGUCAUAUUAAUUGUAGUCUAUGGCUUUUUUGGCUGUCAAGAAAAAGAAACAUACAAAGUGUGUGACGCUAUUAGUUCAUUUCAUUGUUCUUUGAUAGCUAUAGUUAUAAAAUAAUAUACAAUCACAAAUACCUAGUUAAAAUAGAAUAAAAUGAUGUCAAAGGUCUGCAUUCCACGAACACAAGGCGGCAAAGGCAAUCGGGGUAUGUUUAUUGAAAGAGAUCCACAUAGAAUAAUUGCCGCAGGCAAAGUCACGGAACAAGGUACGGAAAAAGUUAGCGAUCAUCUUCAACAUUAUUUGCUAAAAGACCAUGUAGACGCACUUAUUCAUGAUGCCAUAAUACCCGAACCAAAAGACCUGCCUAGGCGCCAGAAAACUGUUGACAUGCGAAACGCCGGACCGUUUACAGAAGCUCGUGAUCUCAUAAACCCUCCAAUUCCAACUAAAUUUACAACUUUAGUAGUGGAAUUGAGAAAUACGACAUAUAAUUCUUAUUGGAACAAGUGCGUUGGACAAACACGUGAUCAAACACCCUUAUUACCUGAGGGAGCUCGUGCUGAUGACAGAAGAUUGGGUAUUAAAACGAAAGGUAGUGAAAAUCUAUAUGAUCUAAUAAUGCCAAAAGUAAAACCACCCGAUAACACCUCACCAAAAAAACAGGUGGGUUAUAAAACUGAUCGUAAUUAUUGUAAGCCACCAUAUGAUCCUCAACAAAGAUUUGGCGUAAAUUGUAAAGCAGAUAAAAGAGGAAUAUACGUUAAAUGUUGCUUAUCUGAUAAGAGCGUACUGGGAGGAGGUACUGGUUAUACUCGAGUAUCAUCUUUAGAUGCAGAUAUGAAAGAUUAUAAACAUGCUAAAGUUGGGCUUCCAAGAAUGCCAAACGCUAAUAUCGAAUGCGUACCUCCAGGGCAUUCUUUUGGAAAAUUAGAACCCAGGGACGGAAUUUUUGGAUGUUUUACAACUUGUGGAUUAAAUGCUGGAAGACCUUUUUACUUGGAAUGUCUUGCCGAUUUAAACACUUUGCGCAAAUUUUUAUCUAGACGCUUCGAUUCAAAUUUUUUUGCAAAUUUCUAUUUAAAAUUAAAAUAUUUGGAUAAAGAGAAGUCAGGAUGGCUUCCCAAAGAAGUUGUUUAUGAAAAAUGUACAGCUGCAUUCAUACGAUUCAAACCUGCUACCAUUGAGCCUCUUCUUGAACUAUGGGGGGCUCUCGAUGGCUCUCUAAUUGAAUAUAAGAAGUUCGUUCAUAUCAUUAAUUUUAGAGAACCAUCACCUAAAUUGCCGAAGAUUAUAGAUAUGCUGCCCGACUGUGUAGAUUUUACUACAACGUAUAGAGAAAUGAUAAAGCCCGGACAAGAAUUAGACACAAGGCCAAUGGCAGGUCUGCCAUCUGGGAGAUAUUUCGAUGAAGACUACCCUGUAACGCCUGAUGAUUACUGUAAGGCAGACAGAAUUAGUCUUCCACAAGAAACUGACGCAAAAUGUUGUAUAAAUCCAAGUGCGUUAUCAAUACUUGGAAUCACUCAUCGUGAUAUGUACGCCAAACGGUCACCAGAACUUGUGAGAAGCGUGUACGAUAAGGCGGGUGUACACUUGACCGAUGAAGAAUUCAAUGGGAUUUGGGAAGAGGCCAAGAAACACCACUCCCAAGGAUGGGUUUGUUUUGAAACAUUCAAAAGAGUAUAUGACCAUAAGUAUGGUAACGAAGUAUAGUAAAAGCAAUCAAAGACAUGAGGUAGGAGUCAAGUUUACAAUUAUUUAUAGCUUCCAUUAUAAGUUGUACUCUUAAUUUAUGUGAUUUGUGUAUAAUGUACUUAGUUUUAGAAUAAAUGUUGUUAAGAUUUACUUUAA